AUGGCGAUGAAUCCAGCGGCAAAAUUCAAGAUCAAACUUCCUCCAGAAGUGAAUCGAAUUCUCUACGUUAGAAAUCUGCCCUACAAGAUUACGACUGAAGAACUGUACGAUAUCUUCGGCAAGUUUGGCGCUCUUAGGCAAGUUCGAAUCGGUGUCACUGCCGAAACCAAGGGAACAGCAUACGUCAUCUACGAGGACAUUCAUGAUGCUAAGAACGCAUGCGACCAUCUGUCCGGCUUCAACGUUUGCAACCGAUACCUGGUGGUUUUGUACUACAAUCCAGCCCGAGCGUUCAAGAAGCUGGAGACAGAGAAGAAAGAAGCAGAACUGGCAGAGAUCCGGAAAAGAAUGGGCUUGCGUAGAACUUAA
Messenger RNA from Oikopleura dioica, 369 nucleotides. NCBI's taxonomy places the organism in Eukaryota, Metazoa, Chordata, Appendicularia, Copelata, Oikopleuridae. The record is from the annotation of a GenBank genome assembly.